Molecule: messenger RNA, 1450 nt
Organism: Halichondria panicea
Lineage: Eukaryota; Metazoa; Porifera; Demospongiae; Suberitida; Halichondriidae
Product: proliferation-associated protein 2G4-like
Exons: 14
Coding region: 121-1296 (391 amino acids)
Source: RefSeq, a predicted model, not a curated record
UCCAUCUCAUUGCACCAACAGCCACGUGUUUCUGCAAUACCCGGACCCAAAGGUCCAUUAUAUAAAAGGUGUACGUGUGAAUUGCCUUGCAGUACAAGUGCAGUGAAGAGCUUGCAAGCCAUGGCAGAGAAGGGAGAUAGUUCUGACGAGGAGCCCACCAUUGCAGAGGAUGUUGUGGUCACCAAGUACAAAAUGGCUGGAGACAUGUCCAACAGAGUGUUGGCGCAGGUGUUGGAGGCGUGUGUUGAGGGGGCGGUGAUAACGGAUCUAUGUGAGAUGGGAGACAAGCUUGUUCUGGAAGAGACAAAGAAAGUAUACAAAAAAGAAAAAAAUAUGAAGAAAGGUAUUGCGUUUCCUACGUGUGUGUCUGUGGACAACUGUGUAUGUCACUUCUCCCCCCUAAAGUCAGACGCCCCCGUCCGUCUCAAAAAAGGGGACCUUGUUAAAAUAGAGCUUGGUGUCCAUGUCGACGGGUUCAUUGCAACAAUGGGACACACUUUAGUCGUCGGAUCUUCAAAAGAGAACAAGGUGACUGGUCGACAAGCUGACGUGAUGCAGGCAGCCUACUUGGCCGGAGAGAUUGCUCACAGAAUGGUCGUCCCUGGAGGAGAGAGUAUAGCAGUGGCCAAUGCCAUUCAGAAGGUGGCUACAUCGUUCAACUGCAAUGCAGUCGAGGGCAUCAUCUGUCACAGACUCAGGAAGAACUGUUACGACAAUGAGAAAAACAUCAUCCUCAACCCACCACCAGAGCAGCUCAAACGUGACGUGAAGAGUUGUGAGUUUGAACUGUACGAAGCGUACGCUAUUGACAUCCUCAUGAGCACAGGAGAGGGGAAGACCAGACAAGCAGACUCGAGAACAACGAUAUUCAGGAAGACAGACGAAGUGUACAAAUUAAAGAUGAAAAACUCGCGAGCGUUUUACAGUGAGGUGUGUGCCAAGUUCACCUCCAUGCCAUUUUCUCUGAGAGCAUGUGAAGAGGAGGCCAAGGCGAGGAUGGGGCUAGUGGAGUGUGUCAACCACAACCUAGUGGAGCCCUACGAUGUCAUUUACGAGAAAGACGGGGAGUAUGUUUCACAAAUCAAGUUCACUCUGCUUCUAAUGCCCAAUGGACCACAAAGAAUCACCAGUGGCUCCUAUGAUCCUGAGGUAGUGUCUUCAGAGCUGAAACUGGAAGACCCUGAACUGAAUGCUUUGCUGACAUCAUCUACUAGUAGGAAGAAUAAGAAAAAGAAGAAAAAGGCCGGGAAGACUGCGGACACUGAGGCCACAGACACACCCACUACUGAAACGUAACUCUUGUGCACUAGACUAUAAUUAUAGUUAAUAAAGUUCACUGGACUGUCGACUUAUUGCAGAGUUUGUGGGCACACUUUGUAUUAUUUUUUGUCAGCAACGCUUUAAAAAGAGAAAGUUGCCGUGGCUAAUUUACGGUCUUGUCUCAAUCCAA